Musca vetustissima is the source of this 1017-nucleotide messenger RNA. Its product is annotated as kelch-like ECH-associated protein 1. The annotation marks the transcript as partial. The transcript is spliced from 4 exons. The record is from RefSeq and is a predicted model, not a curated record. Gene Ontology annotation, molecular function: protein binding. NCBI's taxonomy places the organism in Eukaryota, Metazoa, Arthropoda, Insecta, Diptera, Muscidae.
AUGGUUACUGACAUGGAUGCUACAUCCGAUAGUAGUCGAAAUUUGUCAGGUGUCUGUCAAAGUGCCUGUGGUGGUUCAUCGACCCUCGAAGAAGACCACGAUGAUCUCAAUGCCAAAGAAGAUGAUAUGACAUUUUGUAUGUCGAACUAUGCAAAAGAAGCUCUCAAAAUGAUGUUUAUGAUGCGUUCCCAUAACAUGCUAACCGAUGUCAUCUUGGAGGUUAAACAUGAACUAUUUCCAGCCCAUAAAGUUGUACUGUCGGCAGCAUCACCAUAUUUUAAGGCCAUGUUUACCGGUGGUCUUAAAGAAACCGAAAUGUCACGUGUUCAAUUACAAGGGGUGUGCCCAACAGCUAUGGGUCGUAUUAUAUAUUUCAUGUAUACGGGACACAUACGGGUGACCGAGGUGACGGUUUGUCAAUUAUUACCUGCCGCAACCAUGUUCCAAGUGCCAAAUGUGAUAGAUGCCUGCUGUGCCUUUUUGGAGCGUCAGUUGGAUCCAACGAAUGCCAUAGGGAUUGCAAAUUUUGCCGAACAACAUGGUUGUACGGAGCUGCAAAAGAAGGCCAAUCAUUUUAUAGAACGCCAUUUUACUCAGGUUUGCCAAGAAGAGGAAUUCCUACAAUUAUCUGCCUAUCAGCUAAUUGCCCUUAUUCGCCGCGAUGAACUCAACGUUCAAGGUGAACGUGAGGUGUACAAUGCCGUACUGAAAUGGGUAAAAUACGACGAGGAGAAUCGUUAUCCGAAAAUGGAACAUAUUCUCUUUUCGGUACGCUGUCAAUUUUUGACACCAACAUUCCUACGCGAACAAAUGAAAAACUGUGAUGUGUUACGUAAAGUGCCAGCAUGUCGUGAAUAUUUGGCGAAAAUUUUCAAAGACUUGACAUUGCACAAAAGGCCCGUGGUAAAGGAACGUAAACCGAAUACAACACGUAUGAUAUUUGUGGCUGGCGGUUUCUUCCGUCAGUCAUUGGAUAUACUCGAAGCCUAUAAUGUAGAUGAUAAAACAUGGACAAUG